Salvia splendens (bonfire salvia) is the source of this 941-nucleotide messenger RNA. RefSeq names its product protein SRC2 homolog. Bases 63 to 824 code for a protein of 253 amino acids. NCBI's taxonomy places the organism in Eukaryota, Viridiplantae, Streptophyta, Magnoliopsida, Lamiales, Lamiaceae. The record is from RefSeq and is a predicted model, not a curated record. The transcript has a single exon. Gene Ontology annotation, biological process: defense response.
CCAAAUCCUCAAUUCUAAACUUUCUCAAAUCCCUAAUUCCAACCAAUUAAUCAACUCAACAAAUGGAGUAUCGCCGCUUGAACAUCACCCUCCUCUCCGCGCAGGGCCUCAAGGACGUCAACCACUUCUCCAAAAUGGACGUCUACGUCGACGUCUCCAUCGCCGGCUACCCCCAAUCGAUGCAGCGCACCCUCGUCGACAAGAACUCCGGCACUUCCCCCAAAUGGAACCACCGCAUGGAGUUCGUGGUCGACGAGCCCUACCUCACCAAGCCCGGCCUCUCCCUCCUCUUCCAGCUCCGCACGCAGAGCACCAUCGGCCCCGACAAGGACAUCGGCGCCGUCACCGUCUCCGUCCACGACCUCUUCCGCCCCGACUCCGCCGCCGCUGACCGCACCGUCGACCAUCAGGUCAUCACGCCCUCCGGCAAAUCCAAAGGAACCCUAAAAUUCGCCUACAAAUUUGGGGAUAAAUUCACCCACCAGGUUGCGGAGCCCAAGCGCGCGGCGGAGGAGCCCGUCACGGCGUAUCCGCCGCCGCCGCAGUAUGCCUACCCGCCCGCGCAGCAGCAUCCUGGGUACGGGUACGGAGGGUAUCCAACGACGAGCGGGUAUGGGCAAGGGUACCCAGCUGCUCCGCCGGCGGGAUAUGCGGCGUACGCGCAGCCGCAGAAGCCGAAGAAGAAUAGGAUGGGCGGUGGAUUAGGGUUGGGAUUGGGGGCGGGAUUGCUGGGAGGAUUGUUGGUGGGAGAUAUUGGCGAAUCGGCGGCUUAUGCUGAUGGUUACGGCGAUGCCAUGGGCGAUAUGGGUGAUUUUGAUUUCUAGAUGAUUUGUUAUUCAUUUCUUUCUUACUUUUCUUCUUUAUUUUGUUUCUGCAUAAGAGUGGAUGUUUAGCUAUUGUAUAUAUGAAUUAAAUCUGAUAAUGAUAUCCAGUUUUCUUUA